AUGGCGGCGCAGCACGAGAGAGGGGCAGCUGGGGAGCGCCUGGGGCGCUUCCUGGGAACCUUGAUGGGGUACGGCGGCGGCGGCGGCGGCGGUGCCGGGGAUCUGGAACAGUUCCUCUUUCUACCUCUGUUCGUCGGGCUGAUGGGUCCUCGAGCCGGGGAGGAGGCCGAGGCUGCGCCGGCGGCGGACCGGCUGGUCCUCGUGAACACAAUGACGCAGGGGAUGGUGAUGCUGAGGACUGGCGGCGGCGGGGGCCUCGACGUCGCCGCCAUGGUGGAGGAGAUGCUGGCGGCGACUGAGGUGGGGGGGUCUCGGGGGUCGCCGCCGGCGUCCAAGGCCUCGAUCGCGGAGCUGCCGGUGGUGGAGAGGGCCACGGGGGAGGGUGGCGCAGAGGAGUGCGCCGUUUGCCUGGACGGGUUGUGGGCGGCGGCGGCGGUAGAGGAGGACGGCGUUUCGGAGGUGGCGGCGGAGGGGGAGGUCAGGGAGAUGCCCUGCCACCACCGCUUCCACGGGGGCUGCAUCGAGAAGUGGCUGAGGAUCCACGGGUCCUGCCCGGUGUGCCGCCACCGGAUGCCGGAGGAGAAGGCCGCGGAGGGGAAGAAGGAAGGCGAGGCGGCGGCGCCGUACAGGAGGAGGGACGUCUGGGUGACGUUGACCUUCAACAGAGGGGAUAACCAGAGAGAAGACCAACGGCGACAGGAAGGGGACGGAGGAGCCCGGGAGGAAGGCGAAGAGCAGCGGCACUAG
Messenger RNA from Spirodela intermedia, 747 nucleotides. Lineage: Eukaryota; Viridiplantae; Streptophyta; Magnoliopsida; Alismatales; Araceae. The record is from the annotation of a GenBank genome assembly.